Messenger RNA from Alternaria arborescens, 3615 nucleotides. RefSeq names its product DNA polymerase gamma. The transcript has a single exon. Lineage: Eukaryota; Fungi; Ascomycota; Dothideomycetes; Pleosporales; Pleosporaceae. The coding region runs from base 1 to 3615 and encodes 1204 amino acids. The record is from RefSeq and is a predicted model, not a curated record. Gene Ontology annotation, biological process: mitochondrial DNA replication. Gene Ontology annotation, cellular component: gamma DNA polymerase complex; mitochondrion. Gene Ontology annotation, molecular function: 3'-5' exonuclease activity; DNA-directed DNA polymerase activity; DNA binding.
AUGAUGCGCUGUUCGUAUCGGAAUCUUGCUGCGAACGCCAUCCACCGCCCGCGACCCGUCCAUGCGCACAGGAAAUGCGCAAACGCCUCCAGACCAAGAUGCCUGGCCACAGUACAGUCUCCCAAUGCAGCAGAUGAGAAGGCACCUCGGGGCACUCUGAGUGUGCCCUCAGAAGCCCGCUUUUCUCCCAUCGGCGUCCAACACCUCUCCUCGCACAUGCACGCCCAAAUCUUCCCCGGCGCAUCCACCUCCCCGCCCCCCGAACUUGUCGCCCUAUCGCGCGACCACCUCCGCCGGCAUGAUCUCCUCGGUAAGAACCAGGACCAAUCGCCCCCGGUUGCCUUCCAUGUCCCCGAACUCCAAGGCACCAGUCUAGACGAGCAUUUCUACAAACUGGGCAUGGACGCCGCCGAACCCUAUCUCAGCAUGGCUAGGAAACUCGCUUUUUCGGCGAGUCCGCCGCCACGGCCAAAAAAAUGGAUCGCGAGGAGUGGGUGGACGAGGUAUAAUAGUGAUGGGAGUACGCAAGAGGUGGAUGCGCCCGACGAGGAAAUGCUGAUUUUUGAUACCGAGGUCAUGUGGAAAGAGACGAGUUUUGCUUGUAUGGCGACUGCAGCCAGUCCUACCGCGUGGUAUGCUUGGUUGAGUCCGUGGCUGCUGGGCGAAUCCAAGUCAGAUCGCCACUUGAUUCCGUUGGGAGAUACAAGUGUGCCGCGCGUCAUAGUUGGACACAACAUCGGGUAUGAUAGGGCGCGGAUAGCAGAGGAGUACCAUAUCAAGCAGAGCAAAAACGCCUUCAUCGACACAAUGAGCCUGCAUGUUGCGAGUAAUGGCAUGUGCUCAAGACAGCGCCCGAGUUGGAUGAAGAAUAGAAAGAGUCAGGAAUCGAGGCAUGAGAUUGCUUCGUCGGAAGAAAACGCGACACUACCACCUGAACUUCUCCACAGCCCUUCAGUUGACCCCGAAGAAGAGCUUUGGAUGAACAGAAGUGCCAUAAACUCGCUCCGCGACGUGGCUAAAUUCCACUGUGGGAUAACAAUGGACAAGGCGCAGCGGGAGUACUUUGGCGAGCUAGACCGCGCUGGUAUACGACAAAGACUAGACGAAUUGCUAGAUUAUUGCGCCCAGGAUGUUGAAAUCACUCAUCGUGUGUACCAAAAAGUCUUUCCGCUAUUCCUCGAAACAUGUCCCCACCCCGUCUCCUUCGCCGCUCUACGUUUCCUCGCUGCAGAAAUCCUGCCUGUAAACGAAACUUGGGACGCAUAUCUACACAAUGCUGAGUCAACGUAUCAUCAGCUCGACGACGCGGUCAAAGAACGACUGGUUGCGCUUACGGACAAGGCGUUGGAGGUGAAGGAGCAGCCAGAAGUCUACGAAAAUGACCCUUGGCUGAGUCAGCUAGACUGGUCAGGCCAGGAGAUCAAGAUGGUAAAAGGCAAGAAGAAAGGCGAUCCUCCGAGGCCGGCUGCCAGACAGAAGAAACCUGGUAUGCCCAAGUGGUAUAAAGACCUCUUUGCCAAGAAUGACGCGCCUAUGGCCUUGACCGUGCGCACGCGCAUCACGCCCAUUCUGCUCAAGUUGGCGUGGGAUGGAUAUCCGCUCGUAUGGAGUGACGUCCAUGGCUGGACGUACAAAGUGCCCCGCGAUGAAGCUUUUGCGUAUACGGACAAGGGACUGAACCCCGUUUCCAUGGACGAAGAAACAAACUUGAAACUCAGAGAUGACACAGAAGCUGUGUACUACAAGAUUCCCCACAAGGACGGGCCGGCAGCGCGAUGUGCAAAUCCGCUUGCCAAGGGAUAUCUGCAGUAUUUUGAAAAGGGCAAGCUGGGAUCUGAAUACACAUAUGCAAAGGAAGCUCUCGAGAUGAAUGCAUCUUGCUCGUACUGGAUCAGUGCCCGCGACAGGAUCAUGUCGCAAAUGGUCGUGUACAACAAGGAGGUGCCUGAUGCGCCGAAGCUCCAAUCUUCGUCUGGCAAGGGGAGGGGGAACAAGGUCGGUUUUAUCCUCCCACAAAUCAUCCCCAUGGGCACCAUUACGCGGAGGAGCGUCGAGAAUACCUGGCUCACGGCCUCGAAUGCAAAGGAGAAUCGUGUUGGGUCCGAGUUGAAGAGCAUGGUGCGUGCACCCGAAGGCUACUGCUUCGUUGGCGCCGACGUGGAUAGCCAGGAACUCUGGAUUGCAUCCCUCAUUGGCGAUGCCACUUUCCAGUUGCACGGCGGAAACGCAGUCGGUUUCAUGACGCUCGAGGGGACAAAGGCAGCGGGCACAGACUUGCACAGCCGGACGGCGGGUAUACUAGGGAUAAGUCGGAAUGACGCCAAGGUAUUCAACUACGGACGCAUCUACGGCGCUGGACUAAAGUUUGCCUCGACGCUCCUACGCCAGUUCAACCCUUCGCUGAGCGACGAGCAGACGAGCAAAACGGCAGAGGCCCUGUACAAGAACACAAAGGGCAAGAAGACGAACCGCAAACAACUCCACGAACGGCCUUUUUGGCGCGGCGGCACCGAAAGCUUCGUGUUCAAUAAACUGGAAGACUUUGCAGAGCAGGAACGUCCCCGGACCCCUGUCCUCGGCGCUGCCAUUACCGAAGCCCUGCAGCGCCGCUACCUGACAAAGGGCGGCUUCAUGACGAGUCGCAUCAACUGGGCCAUUCAAUCCUCGGGCGUCGAUUACCUUCAUCUCCUCAUCGUUGCCAUGGACCACCUCACGCGCCGAUAUGGCCUCAAUGCCCGCCUGGCUAUUACCGUGCAUGACGAGAUCCGCUAUCUAGUUAAAGACGAGGACAGAUACCGCGCGGCCAUGGCGCUGCAAGUGGCUAAUCUGUGGACGAGAGCCAUGUUUAGUCAGCAAAUGGGUAUUAAUGAGUUACCGCAGAGUUGCGCGUAUUUCAGCGCUGUCGAUGUGGAUAAGGUGCUGAGGAAGGAGGUGGAUAUGGAUUGUAUCACGCCGAGUAAUAAGGAAGCUAUACCCCACGGGGAGAGCCUGGAUAUCUUGGGCUUGCUUGAGAAGGGUGAUGAGGCGAGGCUUGAUACUGGCAAGGCAGUAGUAGAACGAGGAGGCGAGGUGCUGCUGCCGAGACCAGAAAAGUAUACACAUACUUAUAUACCGCGUACACCCAUCAUGGCCAGUCUGGGUGGUGUGAGUAACAGUAGUGGUAAGGGCAAAGGAGUCGAGGCUGAUAAACUUGGCUUGGCGUAUCUGAAAGCACAGAUUUCGAGUGACGAUGAAGAAUUGAGGGUUGUCCUAAAGGAGAUGAAAGCAACGACGACGACGUCUACUCCUGGCCGCAGUAGUCCUAAUUUUCCCUGGGUCAAAAAGAAUAGUAGUGGUGAGGCGAGUAAAAACGAUGCUAGUAGCAAUAAGAAGACGAAGACGAAGGCAAAGACAAAAGCCGACGACGAGGAGGUCGAGGAGAUUGAACAAGAGGGGAGAGAGAUCGAUAAUAGGGUUAGGACCUAUGAGCAGCGGUUGUCCCACCAACAAAUGGCACAUGCUACUAGGCCUUAUGUACCGCGAAUCCAUGAUGUGUGGUGGAAACAGCAACAGCAACCGCAGUUUGGACAACAGCAUCCGAGGAGGGAGGGCCCGCGAGCUGCUGUCAGGGUUUAA